This is a messenger RNA of Penicillium robsamsonii, 255 nucleotides long. RefSeq lists its product as uncharacterized. The transcript has a single exon. The record is from RefSeq and is a predicted model, not a curated record. Lineage: Eukaryota; Fungi; Ascomycota; Eurotiomycetes; Eurotiales; Aspergillaceae. The coding region runs from base 1 to 255 and encodes 84 amino acids.
AUGUCGGAUUCUAAGAAGGCAGAUCGUGACCAGACAGCACAUCAGUUGAAUAUUCCAGCUGAUGAUGCCCAAAUCCUUGACCAGACAGGGCGGGAUUCUGCCAGUAGACGGAAACAAUCUUUUGAGCCACCACAAGUCAAAUUUCCCAGCCCGGGAGAAGAGACUAUCAUGGACAACGCCGGCAAAGAAUCAGCUGGCAAAAGGGAACAUGUUACUUCAAGCAUUGCUAGAGAAUAUCAGGGCGGCUCUUCUUAA